This is a messenger RNA of Anguilla anguilla (European eel), 2262 nucleotides long. Its product is annotated as kelch-like protein 11. The coding region runs from base 25 to 2169 and encodes 714 amino acids. Lineage: Eukaryota; Metazoa; Chordata; Actinopteri; Anguilliformes; Anguillidae. The transcript is spliced from 2 exons. The record is from RefSeq and is a predicted model, not a curated record. Gene Ontology annotation, molecular function: protein binding.
GUAGUUUCUUAGCAUAAUGUGCGCAUGCUCUGUUUAGUCUGCGGUUUGUGUUUAUGUAUGUGUGUCUGUGUGUGUAUGCUUUCCUGUACGAGUUUACUGCGAUUUCGUAUAGCAUCCACCGCCAGAAUGGCUGCCGCAGCACCAAACCCAGAGGACUCCAACCGGACAGCUGGCGGCACAGGCACGGCCAGUGCCUUGGCUGCGGACGGGGAUUCGGAAGAGGCCGAGGAGUUCACUUCAUCCUCCCACUGCUCGGAGCUGUCUCGCCGGCAGAACGAGCAGAGGAAGCAGGGGCUCUUCUGCGACGUUACUCUGGCUUUUAGCAGUGGGGCGGCCACCGGGAGUGUGCAGUCAUGCGAAUUCUCCGCUCAUCGCUCAGUUUUGGCCGCGGCCACGGACUACUUCACGCCGCUCUUGGGAGGGCAGUUUUCAGAGUCACUGUCCGGUCGGGUGGAGAUGAAGGAAUGGAGCUCCGAGCUAGGGCCCGACCCAGAAACGGUGGAAAGCGUUAUUCAGUACAUGUACACAGGGGAAAUACGGGUCAGCACCUGCAACGUACACGAAGUGCUGGAGCUCGCAGACAGGUUCCUGCUGGUGCAGCUGAAGGACUUCUGUGGCGAGUUCCUGAAGAAGAAGCUGAACCUGACCAACUGCGUGGCGGUGCACAGCCUGGCGCACAUGUACACGCUGGACCAGCUGGCCCUGCGCGCCGCCGACAUGAUCCGCAGGAACUUCCACAAGGUGAUCCAGGACGAGGAGUUCUACACGCUGCCCUUCCACCUGGUGCGCGACUGGCUGUCCGACGCCGAGGUCACCGUGGAGUCCGAGGAGGCGCUCUUCGAGGCCGUGGUCAAGUGGGUCCAGCGGAACGAGGAGGACCGGAGCCGGUACUUCGAGGAGCUGUUCCGGCUGCUCCGGCUGCCCCAGAUCAAGCCCACCUACCUGACGCGGGUGGUGAAGACGGAGCGGCUGGUGGCCGCCAGCGAGGCCUGCCUCCUGCUGGUCUCCGAGGCCGUGGAGGGCCACGCCAUCCGCUUCGAGAACAUGAGGUCGGCCGACCUGGAGUUCUGGUCCUCGCACCUGGCCUCCUUCCAGCCGCGCUUCGGCCAGAACAUGGACGUGAUCAUGGUGGUGGGCGGGGUCUCGGAGGGCGGCGACUACCUGAGCGAGUGCGUGGGCUACUUCGUCCAGGAGGACCGCUGGGUCAACCUGCCGCACAUCCACAACCACCUGGACGGCCACGCCAUCGCCACCACCGAGUCGCACGUGUACGUGGCGGGCUCCAUGGAGCCCGGCUUCGCCAAGACGGUGGAGCGCUACAGCCCCAACCGCAACACCUGGGAGCAGGUGAGCAACCUGACCACGCGCAAGCACUCCUUCGGCCUCACCUGCAUCAAGGACGUCCUGUACAGCAUCGGCGGCCACGGCAACUUCAGCCCGGGCUUCAAGGACGUGAGCGUGUACGAGCCCGAGCAGGACAAGUGGCACAACCUGGAGUCGGCGCCCAAGAUCCUGCGGGACGUGAAGGCGGUCAGCGUGGAGGACCGCUACGUCUACGUGACGGCCCGCACGCCGGUGGACACCGACAACGACGACGGGCUGAAGACGGUCACCACGCGCUACGACACCGAGAGCCGCCAGUGGCAGGACGUGGACUCGCUGCCGCUCAUCGACAACUACUGCGCCUUCCAGAUGGCCGUGGCCGCCACCAACUUCUUCCACACGGCGUCCUGCUGCCCCCGGAGCUACGCCGUGCGCGACGAGGUGGCCCGGCAGAAGAUCAGCGCCCGCGUCUCCGACGAGAUCCUGGAGAGCCUGCCGCCAGAGGUGACCGGCGUGGAGGGGGCCGCCGUCUGCUACCUGGGGGACGACGUGUUCGUCAUCGGCGGCUGGAAGAACAGCGACGACGUGGACAAGCAGUACCGCAAGGAGGCGUACCGCUACUGCGGCGAGAGGAAGCGCUGGACGCUGCUGCCUCCCAUGCCCCAGCCGCGGUGCCGCGCCACCGCCUGCCACGUGCGCAUCCCCUACCGCUUCCUGUACGGCUGCCAGCGCUACCCCAUGCCUCAGAACCUGGCGCGCCAGCGCGACCGCAUGCAGCAGAUGCAGCAGCUGCACCGCCGCACGCUCACCCUGCGCCGCCAGCUGCAGUCGCAGAUCGAGUGCUGAGUCCCGCCCCUACACGGGGGGGGGGCAUGGGUCCUGGCCCCGCCCUCGUUCCUGGCCCCGCCCCUGUCCUCACUCCUGGCCCCGCCCCUGCCC